Molecule: messenger RNA, 5850 nt
Organism: Ornithodoros turicata
Lineage: Eukaryota; Metazoa; Arthropoda; Arachnida; Ixodida; Argasidae
Gene: THADA
Product: tRNA (32-2'-O)-methyltransferase regulator THADA-like
Exons: 39
Coding region: 183-5798 (1871 amino acids)
Biological process (GO): tRNA methylation
Cellular component (GO): cytosol
Source: RefSeq, a predicted model, not a curated record
CAAGGCCAGCGUGAGUCCGUCGUGUGUUUACACGACCACGUGUGAUGCUGUGUAUCGCUCUUCUGUUGCCUAUUACAACGAUAUUUGUGAAUCUAGUAACCACUGAACGCCUGGAGGAGGAGGAGCGUUUGAAUUGUGGUCUGUGCUGAUUUGGACAAGUGUCAUGGACGGACUCUUUUAAAAUGGGAAGAAAGAAGCACGAAAUUGCAAAUGCCGUUGUCUUGGUGUCUGCAGACACAAUUCUUGACAAGCUCAAAUGCGUGGAAGCUAACAAAGUAAACAGUCUUUUGGUGGAUCAUAUUCAAGAGCUGCUGCUGUGCACAAGCUCAAUUUCACAGAUCGCAGUCUUAAGAGAAAUUGGCAAAAUCAUUCCUGUUCGCGAUGGUGACAUGUAUCGUGAUCUCUGUGUUGAAGUUGUGGCAGAGUUGUAUCUGACGGCAGGCACUGGAAAUCCCGUGAAAAGAGCUGCAUAUAGUGUACUCGAAGCAUGUCCUGACAGUUCAUCAACUGAGGAUGCAGUGUCCACUGUGCUGAAGAAGUCCCUGUUCCAGGAAUCGUUCUGUUGUAAAAGUGCUUCUCAUGUUGUCGACAAUAUCACCGUCCUUUUCACAACAAGUUUAGGAACACUAGCACUACAGAAGUGUUUCAUGGAGAGCUUUAUGUACAUCAAGUGGGUGUUUAAAGAGAGCUUUCGUUCCAUUCAUACGUGCAGAGAUGCGCAAAAAAUGGAGGAGACAUACCAGGUGAUUUCUAAAGCUGCAAAAGCUCUGAGCCUUGCACUGCAGUUCUAUGAGGCAAGAGGUCAAAGUCAGUACGAGAAAGAAGUGAUGAACAGUAUUGAUGAGACCUUCCCACUGUUUGUGGAAAUCCUAGUCUCAGAUUCCUCCAUCCUGACUUGUAAGCUAAGUGUCGGAAUGCUGCUGCCGGUCCUCAUGAAAUUUAGGAAUGGCACAACGCUUGAGAAGGUGCAUUGUGAAUGGCCAGAUGAGCUGAUUCCCUGCCCACCUCUGGCUGAAGUGUGCUUUCUGAAUGGACUCGUUGGCUCUCUUUCAUCUGACGAGCUUGUUUCCAUAAACGAGGGUUCUGGCGCCCUAGUGGCUAUCGACAUUCUUGAGCGAAUCCUGAAUGUUCACAAAAGAUCAGAAGAAGCAUCAUUUCUGCUGACAUGCGCAAAAACUACCACACAAUGGACAAAUAGAGCUAUUGAAAUCCUCGAGAAUGCCAGGAUCUCUGAACCAAUGUCUUCUGCAUUGCUUUCUGACAAGACAGUUACAAAGUCGUUACUGCAGUACGUGUGGUCAUAUUGGGAACACUUUAUUGAUGCAGUUAGUCAGCAGGCUCAAGAGGUGUUCAAAAAUGUGCUUGAUAUAAACAUGCACAUACUCAAAGAUGGCGCAAAAUAUGAAUUUCUUGAAGAGGUGGCAACAUUCUUGCUUGAUUUGCCAUGGCACAGGAAGGGAAAAUAUUCAGCCCUUUGUCAUCUUGCUGAUGUGUAUGGGUGCGCCGAGCUUCUCAGACUCAAGCCAGGGCUAGUGGAAGACUUACUGCGAGCUGCGGAAGAGUUAGCCAUGUGCUCUUAUGUGAAGGAUCUGACUAAAAAACUGUGCGUCCAUCACGUAAAAGGAGCCACUGAGCAGGACUUUUCAAGUACAUGGCUUGUUCCUUUUUUGUCUAUUGUGCAGAAUCACUGUCCAAGGACUUUACUUGUGUCACUCUUUCAGCAUAUUCUUCCAGUGUUUGUCAGUUGCUACCCUAAAACAAUGGACGUCAUUUUUGAGAACAUGUCGCAAUGUGGAGAUGACUUAAUACCUGCCACACUGACGUGCCUUCUGUCAGACAAGUCAUGUCUUCAAACAAACCUUUUCGAGCAGUGGAAGGAUGCCUUGCUUCAAGGUGUAUGCCACCGAGAUGAACAGGUCCGUCUUGAUGCACUGGCUCUGCUAGUUGAACAUCCGAAAUCGUGUGAACCGGUUCAACCUCAGUAUCUUGAAUUGCUAAGGCAUUUUGUGCACCUGAACAUUUCAGUGCAGUCCCCUGCAUUCCAGCAGCAGAUAGUAGCAUCCAUGAAGAAACUUUUACACAGGAUGUAUGACAGCAGUAGUCUCCUAAAGAAAAUCGCCAGAAAGUCAAAUAAUGAAUGUGUCAAUGUGGCGUGUGCUCAUCAGGACUUUGUGUCUUGGCUGCAGAAGUAUUGUACAGACCAGCUUUAUCCAGGGGCCAAUUUCAAUCGCCGUUCCACAGCAUUGCAACUGCUGCAGCUUCUAGCUAGCAUUCAGGCUUCCAAAGGUGUAAAUUCUGUCAUGGAACUGAAGUGGACCGUGCAUCAGUCUGCAACACUGUUACAAUGCCUCAAAGAUCCGUAUGAAACGAACAAGGUGUCUGCCUUGCAGUUGCUGCGGUUGGUACCAGCAUCGACACUAGGCUUCGAGAACGAUCAACGUAUACAUGAACUCUUUGAGGCCGCACUACAGUUAUCAAGAAGCGCUCGACCUCCAGAUUCUGUAACUGCGGCCUAUCUCCUAGAGUUUCUGGCCGACUUCGAUAAAACUACGCCAAUGGUGCAGCGUCUUUUAAACGAGAAAGGGGCAACACAUAAUGCUUGCCUUCCCGAGGAAGGAAACAGUGCUACGUUGUUAUCCUGCCUGCGCUUGCUACUAACUGAAUUACGUCACCAGUUGGAAGUGGCUAAGGGGAACAUCAUCGAAGCAGCUUCCUGUGGACCAAUGUAUGGCACGUUGAGGUGUGUGAGGUCACUGCUGAGCAAGGUGCCAUGGAGGAGCUUACUGCAGAACCAGUUGCAGUUUUGGCAGACAUUGUUGGAUGACACAAUCUGUAUUGGAUUUCAAGUAGCCCAAGUAGUGGGGCCGAUUGUAACGAAUGCAUCUCCUGAAGGACAGCUGAACCUCGAAGGCAACACAGAGAUCUUAAAACAAGUCCAGGAAGCACUACAAAAAGGCCUUGGACGCAAGUUUAAUCUGUCUGCUGAGGAUACUGGUGGAAGCACGCUGAAUGGUGCGUGUGACGUUGAUAUGACAAAGGCACUUGCUGUGGUAGCACAGAUGCUUCUGCUUUGUGGCUGGCGUGCACACAGGGAAGUAUCACUGCUGUUCGGAGAAAUAUGCCAGACUUGCCCAAUGUCCCCAGCCGAUUCAGAGUCCAACGAAGGCCCACUGUCUGUGAAGCAGGUACUCAGCAUCGGCAACUUCUUUAUGGAAGAAAUGUCGACCAUCAGACAUCGUGGAGCCUUUGAACAAGCUUUCACAGCAUUUGUAAAAAUGUGCCAUGUCCUCUGGAGAUCUAAAUGUGUAGAGCUCUCAAGUUUACCAGCGACCUGGAUAUCGGAGCUUAUGGUAGCUGUUGAGCAACGAGGACUAAGCGCAACACGUAGGAGUGCAGGAAUUCCCUUUAUUGUCCAGGCCCUGCUUGUUUCUGAGCCAGCAGUCCUAGGAUCUAAGACAUUCCACAGGGCUAUGCAAGAAUUUUUAGCCAUAGCUCAUCCAGGUUCAGAUUCUGCUGUUGAAUCCAAGGUUCAUGCCAUCAAUGUCUUGAGAGCAUUGUACAGGAAUGCAAAGUUGGGUGACAUAGUUGUACCAUAUGUUGCUGAUGGAGUGAAAGUGGCGCUACUCGGCUUCAAGGCAGAGUCUUGGGCUGUACGAAAUUCCGCCACGCUCCUAUUCAGUGCACUGAUGACGCGCAUUUUCGGUGUCAAUCGAAGUCGGGAGGAACCCCAAAAGAAGAACUGUCUGACAGGUCACAUCUUCUUCUUGAGAUAUCCUUCACUAUUCCUAUUCAUCCUUGAGCAACUUGAAGGACAGAAGAAUUCAGACGGGCACAAGAAAAUUGAGUCAAAUGUCUAUCCCAUCUUGCUGAUGUUGGCAAGGUUGUAUCCAUCCGCUGUGGAAGGCAGCUUUAGACUAGCUGACUUCAUUCCUCAUGCGAUGCACUGUGCAACGAGUCCUGUUUGGAAAGUGAGGACUUUGGCAGCACGGGCCCUGGUACCCCUUUUAGCACCAUCGGAAAGGGAGCAUUUUGUAAUGAGGUGCUUCGCGUCCCUGCCAGAGCACCAGCAGUACACCACUAUGCGUAACAAUUCAAUCCAUGGAACUUUGAUGCAGAUAGAACACAUCUUGAAGUGUGAUGCAGAGUACCUCUCAAGUCUGCAGUUUAUGCAGCGUCUCAGUAGCAACUUGAUGAAGAAUCUUUGGCUCGCUACAAGUAUUUCAUUUUUCAGGGACAACCCAUGCUUGGUAACGCGUGCAACUUUUGUAAAUAUUAUAUCGAUUUACAUCUCGAAUGUUCCUUCAGAUGACUUCAGCACAGUGCCACUAAUCAAGGACCUUAUGGAAGUUGUUUUCAAAGAUGCAGCUGCAUUUUUGGAUGCCCAGAUUCCAUUUAUGCCUGGACAGCCUCUGUGGGAGACUGCAGCCUGUAACUUGCUUCUGCAUCUUGGUUCAUCCUGUUCAGACUCGCUGCUCGGCAGGAAACAGUUUUUGCACAUUGUGGAGGGAAUGCUCAAUCAUGGCUCACAUGAAAUUUCAUGGACAGCAUUGAAAUUUGUACGCCAGUUUCUGUGUGCUGUGACAUGCGGAAAUCGGCAUUCGAUAAAUUUCGUACCAUUUACUGAUGGGGAUAUUUCAAAGUCAAUUUACAGGGCAACGUUUUUGAUGCUGAAGAACGCACAUACCAAAGCAAUUGGAAACCCUGCCUGCAUUAUAGAGGCAUGUGCUGUGCUGAAUGGAUGCUGUGACUUCUCAAUAAUGUUGUCGCAUGCACAGCCCACAUUAAGUGAUGUGCUGCAGCUUCUGACAGAGAUGGUGGAAGACUCGACACAAGAAGCAGCUGCCUGUGCGUUAUUGUGUCUCUCAUGCCACGUUGCCUCGCAGAUAAUAAAACAGCUAGAGCAGGCUGCUUGCAAUCCCACUUCUAAUGAAUUCACAGCAUUAUUUAACUGGAUGCACACAUUGGUCUGCAACUCAAAGCCAAACAUGGAUUUUAACAGAAGACUGACAGCGAGCAGAGCUUUACCUAUGCUUGCUAAUUUGCUCAUCAAUGGUCCAGGAGUGACAGGUGAUUUCGGGAGUCAGUUUUGGAAAUUGAUGGUAAACUUCUUGCAAGAUGAUGAGCUGCCCAUCCGUGAACAGGCUACUGAGACAGCGCAUUACCUAGUGACAGCCCUAAAGUUUCAGGACUUGCCAGUGUCUGUGUUUUCCGAGAGGACGCCGCCGGAUGUCACACUUGAAAUCUGUAUUCGACUGACAUCACCAUUCGAAGCAGUCCAACUAUUACUGGAUUGGAUGCUCACGUGUCAGAUGAUACCAUUGGAUGCAGAGAGUGACGAACAUCCGUUUGAAAAAGGAGAGCUGAACACAUACUCCGAAGAAGUUGUAAUGACGGACCUCUGUUAUGGCUACCUUUGCUCGCUUGCUCUGGAGGUUCCUCCUACUUCUACUUUCCGUUUGGAACCCGAUCAGUUCACAUCUCAUGAAAGCGAGCUCACUCUGAGUGUCGCUGAUAUCGUAGUCUACUGCCUGGAGCAAUGUUCGCAGCUAGCUUCUGACGUAUUUGCAAACGCAACGAAUACGACAUUGAACCGGCAUGCUGAUCCACCGCUGAUAAGAAUGUACCAGUGUGCAAGUGUAGCAGCAGCACUUAGAGGAGCAGCUACAUGUGAGGCAUAUAAAGGUUUUGGUGAUACAUCAGCAUUGGUGUGCCAUGUGCAAGGAUUGGUGUACACAACAGAAUUUGUAACUGUGUUACUCCAAAGACUUCGGAUAGCGUUGGGAGGAGAGCGUGUUUGAGCUCCUAGUUUUUACGUUGACCGUGUAAAAUAAAACAAGUUUUACUCUCAGA